Fusarium verticillioides 7600 is the source of this 5059-nucleotide messenger RNA. RefSeq lists its product as hypothetical. The transcript has 7 exons. NCBI's taxonomy places the organism in Eukaryota, Fungi, Ascomycota, Sordariomycetes, Hypocreales, Nectriaceae. The coding region runs from base 1636 to 3525 and encodes 629 amino acids. Gene Ontology annotation, molecular function: zinc ion binding; DNA-binding transcription factor activity, RNA polymerase II-specific; DNA binding. The record is from RefSeq and is a predicted model, not a curated record. Gene Ontology annotation, biological process: DNA-templated transcription; regulation of DNA-templated transcription.
AAUACGUUGAAAUCAUCAGAAGUCCGCUAAUGCCGCGACAGAGACCCCCCCGGCUCUUGUUCUCCAGCUAAACUAACAAUUAAAGCACCACCACAUCCAAUCCUCCACAAUUCAGUCAGUCCAAAUCCAUCUGAUCCAGAGUACGGAGUACGUACUCUGUACACACACUUUCAUUGCAGAACAUCUCGCAGCAAAGGACCCCGAAGCAAGCACCAGCUAUUACCCACUGCCACUCACUCACUCAUUGCCCACAUUUCACGUCGUCUUGUGUCUUCUGUAACACGCCGUCCACUCGGGCCGGUGCCCAUAGCCGGUCCUGGGAACUUUGGCUUCUUUCUACUGUACAGUUUUAAUCGACAGUCUAUCCAAAUCAGUUCAAACAGCAACAUACGGUACUGGAUUCGCCCCAGUACGGUACCUACUGGCUCUAGCUCUUAAGUUUCUAGGUUCUGGGCCUUCAUCCCACACCCACGACGCCGCUUUUCCUUACCUGCAUCUCCCCCCAAGACCCAAGCCCCUCCCCUAGCCUGCUGUACCCAUCUCCAUCGCCAUCCCAUCCCAUUCCCAUCCCCUGGUCUCCUGUCCUGUCCCGCCCCUGUUAGUUGAGCCCUGGGCUUGUCUUGUCUUGUCUUGUCGCCCUGUUGUGAUCCAAAUAACGCCAGCCCGAAACUCUCCACCAUCUGCUCGUCACUAGUCUCUAGUGUGGUGAGGAGGGACUGACGGUCAGGCAAAGCAUCCCAGGCAGGGCUCACAGCACAGGCCAACGCAGGCCAGGCCAUGCCAUACGCAGACAGAUCAGGGCACUCACUCACUCUACUGUACACUUCCAAGACAAGUCCCAUAGGCCAAGCUUUCCCCGAUACAUAUUAUAACAUCACACCCAUGUUUUGAUGCCGCCCUUGGCCCUGCCCUGCAAAAGCAAAGACGAAAUAACUAACAAGACCAAGACCAAAGAGAGACAAAGUCAAAACUCAAAGCCACACGCAGUGGCUCUAAACACCCGACUCUACGGUUCACUUUAACUCCCACUACCUUGCUCUAAGCUUUCCAAGACACACCAUCAUCUACAUACAUAGUACCCCGACACGCCCCUAGCCAGUCCAGUUCAGCCAGCCAACUCGAUUUAUUCUAAUACUGGACGUCGUUUAGCUGGUCUAGCUUUCGUACAUACCAUACAAUAUCUCUUGUCUGUCUGUCUGUUCUGUUGUUGCGGAUUUUGCCUCCUUACGUUACGCUUUUUCUCUUUUGCACGACAAAUGGUUUAUAUCUCUUCCUACUUUACUCUGCUCUACUCUAUCCUACCCACGUCGCACAUCUCCAUUGUCUUGUCGCCCCGACUUGGAUCUUGACCUUAUUUACCGCCCAACGUUAGCCCAUCGUUGCUUGCUUUUGUCGCCCACCGUCACGACAUUGUCCCCACGAGCAUCCCUCCACCCCGCGAUUCUCCUCCCCAUCGCGCGCAAACUCCCAAACUCCGAACAUCUACCUAUAUAUCAUUUACUCGAUCGUUUGCGACGAUCUCCCGACUCUCGUUUAUCUGAACUUGCGAACCGAUUUUUCAUGUUGGCCGCCGUCAUCGUCAACACUCAACGUUCUUAGAGGUACCAACCUCGGAACUGUACUGUACUGCUUAUAAUGUCAAACGACGACCCUACUGUUCGCCGAAUCUUACCGCAACAAUCCCAAAUGAAUUCCUUUUCCUUUGCGCCGCAGCAAUAUACGCAGCGCGAGACCCAAAAGAACUAUGUGUUCGUUGACGAGCAUAACCGCCAUAAGCGGUUGAAAGUUAUGAGGGCUUGCGAAGGUUGCAGAAGACGGAAGAUCAAAUGUGACGCUGCGACUACCAACACAUGGCCAUGCUCGGCCUGCAUAAGACUCAAGCUUCACUGCGUACGGCCAAAUGGUUUCGAUGGCGCCAACGACUCGACGACUUAUGACACAACACCCAUGAACCCUUCAGAUCAGUAUCAGCAAAUGCCAAUGCAACAUCAAGUAAUGAACCCAGGCACAAAGAUCUCGCCAGCUGCUAUGUACGGUGCUCCUCAGCCAGGUUACCCUGAUCCAAGUGCCCAAUAUCAGCAUGUUCAGUACGAUACUUCUCAGCAAGCUGGAGGCAUGCCUUAUGGUGCUGUUGCGCCUUCCGGUUCAAUGAUGGAACAGCAUUAUGCAGGCCAGAAUGUGUUUCCCACUCCCCCAAUGCACCAGCCACCACCGCCUCCUCAAGCUCAGCAGCAACCCUCCCCAGAGGCCUACUCACCUGGAGAAUAUCAACAUCAUGACCUUGCAGAUCUCUUGGGAACACUGAAGGUCAAUGAAACCGGUACAGCUCCAUAUCUCAGGAACAAGGCAUCCUUCAGACGUGAAGAGGAGCCAGCUAUUGAAGACGAUGAGGAGUUCCCAGCCAAUUUGCCUAAGCCUGCACCUGGUCACAAGAUUCGCAUACCGCCCGAGUUGAUGCCCGAUGACGACACAGCACUCAAUUAUUUCGACCUUUAUUUCACUCACGUUCACCCUUACGUUCCUGUGUUAUGCAAGACAGUCUUCUACCAACAAUGGAACACAGAUCGAAACGCUAUUUCGCCUUUGAUUCUGGAAGCUAUCUUUGCUAUGGGUGGACGUUUGGCCGAGGACCCGGGUGAGGGUCAACAAUGGCUUGCCCUCGCUUCCCGACACGCCGAUUCUUUCAUGGACAUUCCACGUCUGAGCACCCUCCAAGCCCUGCUUAUGAUUCUCAAAGCUCGCGAAGCUGCACCCAAGCGAGGUUACUAUUAUCGUUCUUGGAUGACUGUUGUACAGUGUGUUCAGAUGGGCAAGGACCUGGGCUUGGAUGAGCAUUACGAGGACCACCAAGCAGGCAUUUCUUGCGAAUUUACCCCGGUGGAGUGCCAACUCCGAAAGCGAUUAUGGCAGCUGGUCUUUGUCUGCGAGGUUAUGGUUGGAGCUCCCCAAGGGCGACACGACCACGCAGUGAAACUUAACACUGUGGAUUUCACCGCUGCGAGACCGGUUCCAGGCUGUGAAGAAUCCGAAUACCACAUCUCGCGCAAUUUCAGCUACUUCUCUCAGGUUGUGCGAACUGUUGCUACCAUGAGCAAAGUCUACACAAGACUGCGAAGACGAAAGGAUUGGGGCGUUGACCCUGAAUUCCAGCAGUUGGGACAAAGCUUCAACACUUGGCUGACAGAGCUACCUCCGGAUCUGGCCAUUUCCUUCCCACCAGAUGGAUCGCCUCCUUGGAUUCCCUCGCACUUUAUUGGAAACAUGCACGGAUACUACUACCUGGCCUUGAUUCUGUUCCAUCGACCUAUCCUGUCAUUCCUUGACCCUAAUUCCCCGGAUGGGCAAUGGAAACGCCAUAUGAUGAUUUGCUACAGCUCUGCCAAGGCAUUGUGCCGUCUCCAGGAGGCAACUCUCAACUCAUUUGGACUUACCGGACUCCAGUGUAUGCAGCGAGGCUUCAGUUUCUCUCUUUACGCAGGCCUCUCUUGCAUUGUCAUUCAUCUGGUAAGUUCCCAAAGAGGAUAGCUGUCGACACAAACUGACUCAUUCUCAAUAGGUUGCAAUUGUUUCACCAGAUCCCGAGUUCAACACUGAUGCUCGCGAGUACUUUACGAGGCACAUGAGGAUGUUGGAGAAGGUGAUGGCAGCAUGGCCGAUGCCAGAGCUGGAGAAGCAGAUCAAUGCACUACGAGAUGCUUUCUCAGCAGAUGUUCGAAAGCCAUUCGUCCUGAAACCCAGCUUUCCCUAUGGCAGCCCUCACCCUUCCACGCACUCCAGCCCUCCUCGCGGUAACGACUCAUUCCGACCAGUAAUCCACCGGACAGGGUCCAUUGAUCAACAUUUGGAUACACACGGUGCUCAACAAGUCAGUUAUACCAACCACCCCAUUACACCUCCUAUUUCCGCGGGCCCUUUGGACAGCAAAAGUGACUCCCCAGCUGUACAGUCGCUCGUCAUGAUGUCGCAAGGAUCACAGGCUCCUGGGAUGCCCCAGAGCAUGUCGAUGACGGACCAACCCGCAUGGAAUCCAUCGCGACUAUUUGAACAAUGGAACACCACAUUUGGUACGCCUACCUCUCACACACAAUCCAGUUCCACCCCACCUCACACGAGCCCUCUUAACGCGUCGUCCUCAGGUGCCACUGAAGUUCCCACUAUCCAGGAUAUCCAGGCAGUUCAAGCUUCAAUGCCUGCUGGAUCGCAUCAAAUCUCGCCAUCUCAGUACUCGUCUGCACCGGUGCCAAACUUUGUCACCCCUGCAAUGUGGCAAGAGUCGGUUGCAAGCGUUUACGAGGGUGGGUUGAAGCGAGCAUGGGGCCAGUGAUGAAUAUACAUACACUGAUGAAAGGAUGCUAUUGCUGAUUGAGCUAUCACCACUCAAGGAUGAAUACUCCUGAAGCUGUUUCCUACUAAGCUAAAGGCGAUCUGUCAACGAGCUCUGUGCUGGGCCUGGCCACAGCAGCAGAGCUCUUCUUGACGAAUCUGCUAAGGACAUGGCCCUAUCAAGUUAUUAGACUUGUCGCAGUCCUUGAUUACAUGUUCCUUCACAUACAGAACUUGAAUGCAGCCAGAAGAAGGAAGGGAAGGGCUUGUAUUAUUGUAUAGAAACCGGUUGAUUACGAUGGUUUGACAGGAUUGACAAGAACAUAUAAUGAGCCAUGAUGGAGGCGUUGAGAAUUAUUUAGGCCCACAAGCAACAAAUGGAAAGGGCCCGUACCUACUAUGAGGUGCGUUUGUUUCGGUUGGACAGGCAGGAUCCAUGUACCACUAUUUGUCUACGUGAUUGACGACCUGGAAGGCUUCUGGCGGAGCAUUGGGAACAAAGGAAAAACAGAAAGGAGUCAUGGCUUCUGGAUUGGUUCUAUUUGAUAUGCAACGUAUAAAUAUCAUGGUUGCGUGUACUGGGCGCAUUGUUUGAGUGCUUGAUUGAUCUGUACUCAUGUAAUGGUGAUAUGUGUGCUAUUGGAGUGACCAGUAUGUAGGGGUGUGGUCUUGACUAGGGUCGUGAUACGAAGUCUUGAGUUGAUGAACUCGACUUGCCAUUGGACGUCGAUCAGAG